Messenger RNA from Lineus longissimus, 4466 nucleotides. Its product is annotated as rho guanine nucleotide exchange factor 7-like. The coding region runs from base 256 to 2142 and encodes 628 amino acids. Lineage: Eukaryota; Metazoa; Nemertea; Pilidiophora; Heteronemertea; Lineidae. Gene Ontology annotation, cellular component: cytoplasm. Gene Ontology annotation, molecular function: protein binding; guanyl-nucleotide exchange factor activity. The record is from RefSeq and is a predicted model, not a curated record. The transcript is spliced from 17 exons.
GCGAUAUCGAUCAAUGAUUGUCUCUGAAGAAUAAAUUUUUCACCAAAACUGUUACACUCUCUCCGAAAUUUCCAAAUUUGGAGUUUCAUCCAUUUUUGAGAAAAGAAAGAGAAAAAGCAAAAUACACAGAGCUUUUGUCUGUUUUUCAGGAAAUUCGUGGUCAAAUUGUUGUGUAUUUUGUGUUAAAAGUUAGCUUGCAACAGCUACGACGUAUUUACAUCCUAGGUUCUGGGAGGCCAAAAUGUGAUCACUUUGAUGGGAAAUAACAAAAUGGCGGAUACAGGAAAACCGAGGCUUGUGAGAGCUUCGUACAACUUCAAAGGCACGAAUAAUGAUGAGUUGAACUUUAACAAAGGUGACAUCAUCACUGUCACCCAGGUUGUCGAGGGAGGUUGGUGGGAGGGCACGCUCAAUGAGAAAACGGGAUGGUUCCCUAGCAACUAUGUCAAGGAGUAUAAGCCAGACCCAAAGAGUGCAACCAAAAGUCCUCUGAUGGGCCAACACAAACCAGCUGAUCAACUGAUCAACAAGAGAGACAGUAUGAUUCAUUAUCACCAAGUGGUGCUACAAAAUGUGAUAGAAACGGAGCAGGCAUACGCCACGGAGCUCCAGACCCUUCUCCAGUCCUACCUGAUUCCGCUGCAAACCACGAAUAAGCUGACGCCACCUGACUAUACUCAACUCUGUGGCAACCUGGAAGAUGUUCUCGCGUGCCAUCAGGUCAUACUCAGUUCGUUAGAUGAAAUAAUAAAACUUCCACAGCCGCAGCAACGUAUUGGUGGCAUGUUCCUAAGGAUGGCGCCACAAGUUAAAAAUCUUUACGAGAAAUAUACUGCCAACCACCCGUGGGCUGUCAGUAUACUACAAAAAUACAAGGAGGAACUCAACAAGUACAUGGAGAUGAAGGGUUCGAACCAAGGCUUGAUGCACCUAACGACUUGCCUGUCGCGGCCGUUUAUCCGGUUAGACAAUUAUGGCAGCCUGCUAAAGGAGUUGGAGAGACACAUCGAGGAUUGCCAUGCGGACAGAGGGGACACGCAGCGUGCUUUGGCCAUUUAUAAAGAUAUAGGACUGCAGUGUACAGAGCUGAGGAAACAGAAGGAAAUAGAAUUCGAGGUGCUAACGGGAACGAUACGGGGAUGGGAAGGAGAGGAAAUCUCAAAGCUUGGCGAUUUGGUGAUACUCGGGCAAGUGCAGAUGUCGCAAGAAAAUACUGAGAAAAAGGAUAGUGUGUUCGCGUUGUUUCCGAGUGUUUUAGUCAUACUGCAUAUCAGUCCACGUAUGAGUGGCUAUAUUUAUCAGGGCAAGUUACCUUUGAGUGGCAUGGUCGUCAAGCAGCUGGAAGAUUGCGACUCGUAUAAGCAUGCCUUUGAAAUUUCAAGUUCAAUGAUCGACCGUAAGCUUGUGAUAUGUCAUUCAACGCACGAACAGAAAUGUUGGAUCGACGCGUUAAAACAUCAGAGUAAACAAGCCUCAUUGCCCGCCACGCCAAAACCACAGACAUUACAGCUUUCUAGCAAUCACAACAGCCAGUCCAGUAUCACAGUCGUACCUCAAGCCAAAACUGCCCGAGUCCUUCCAGAUCCAGUCAUCAAGCCGAAAACAUGGACGAUGUCGUGUUUACGGCCGAGCACGCCCAUAAGACCGUCGGCGGCUUUAUCGAAGGAAAAUCCUAAUAAUAGUCCCAAGAUUGGACGGAAGCACUCAAUGUCGCGGAGAAAGGGAGCGGAACGAACACGAUCGGAGGACGGUUAUUCGAUGAAGAAAAGGAAACACUUGCAAUCAGGGAAAGUCGACGAUGUGAAAACGUUAGAGGAUGACGCUGCCAUCUUACGAGUGAUCGAGUCAUAUUGCACAAGCGCGAGGACACGGCAUACAGUCAAUUCAUCACUGUUAGAUUGUCCACAAGUACUGAUUGCGGAAGAAGAGAAGAUCAUCAUUGAAGAUAUGGACAUCAUCGAAGAAAAAACUCUAGUUGAUACUGUCUACACCCUAAAAGAUCAAAUCAAGGAGCUCACACAGGAGCAGAAGCGACUCCGUAGAGAUCUCGAGUGUGAAACCAGGGCGAGAAAACACCUAGAAAUAUCACUGCGGAAGUCGGUUCGCCAUCUAGUCGAACAAACGUGCGAUGAUAUUUCAUAGUACCUAUCGUGAUAGAGCCAAACCUAUGUACCAGGCAGAAGUACUUGUUCUAUAACCAGUAGGCAGGGUUCCCCAUUUUGCAAUUUGGUACCAAAUCAGGUAGUUGACAACCCACUGGAUUCUCCCUGAUUUGACUGUGACAUGGAGACACCACGGUGUUGCCAGAUUGGGGAAUUUCAUGGAAAUAGCUCACUCUAGCACUGUUUACAUGUGGUCAAAGUACAGCCAAAUGUGCGAUGUGAUCUUGCCUAUAGUCAAGUGGUGUAAAACCAAUUAACAUAUUAUUGAAAGCGUUCUUGAUAGUGCCAAGGUUUGCUAGUCUGCACUAGUCUGGACUGGAAUAAAAUAAAGUUCCAUAGGUAAUGGUUUACAAAAUCUAAGUCAUUCAAUUAGGACAUUCACUAUCUUUCUUAUUUGAUGAGUGUUGAUAAGCUGUAGCUGUGCAUUGAGAAAUUGUUAAAGGCCUCUGCUCAUGAUAUAAAAAUCAAAUUCUUAUUGUAUAGUAAUUGUUGUUUGCAUUUUGUCGUCUUGUGAAAGAUGCUGUUAUAAGGUACAUUAAGGAGUGCAGAAUGUAAUAAAGAUAUCAGCCACUCAGCCGAAGACUUGGGUCUAUCCAAAUAUGACCAGUAUGUCGCCCACGCCAAGUUGUAAAAAAGCAGGUCAAACGUUGUUCAGAGAGACAUGUUAUGUAGUUUUUGCAGUUUUUGCAGCUUUUGAACUUUUUGUGGGGUUUUGGAAUUGCACUAUCACAGUGAACCGUAGAGGGUUGUCCAAUCAUUACAGCUCAAUAUUCUGUGUUUCUUGUGACACUAGCCUACUAAAUAUGCAGGAAUAUACAAACAGUAAAGAAAUUGGAACAUUUCUUAUAUUGGGGGAAUAAUAUGUAAGGUAAGGUCGUACAAUUACGGCCCCUAAUGUGUAGAAAACAGCUGGCAUUACACAUAAUGCACACAGAGGCUACAUUUGUACCGGGGCUUUAAUUGUAUCACUUUACCUUACAUGUAGGCCUGGUGUGUUGAAACAGUUUUUUAUGAAAUGAAAUUAUACAUCAUUUCAGUCAUUGUUGUGCAUGUGGAAGUUUUUUUUUUGCUGUUGAUACUAAAUGUGCCUUUUUCAAAUAGAUUUAACUAUGCUAUUAAGGACUGUAGCGAGAGUAUAUGGUGUCAACCAUAGCGUACAUAUACUUCAAGGCCUUUUGCAUUGUGCGGCCUGCAACAUGUGACGUCAUCCCUGGUCUAGGUGUCGGAGGAAGGCUCCUGUUGAGAGUGAAAGCUUUGGGUAGGUUUCUCCAACUAAAAAUCCAUUUUUGUCUGCUGAAUGAACAAGGGCAUUUGUAGUAGAAUUGAACUUCAGGCUUGGCAAGCUCUCCUUUUGAAGACAGCGGUCGGGUUGCAUAGAGGGCAUCAGAUUUUCAGGAUGAAAUGGAAUACACAGACAUUUCAGAACAGUGUACUUUUCAGUGUCUCUGUACGCUAUUUGGCCCACAAAAUAGGUAUGGGGUCAAUUUACCAUAUGUGUUUGAUAGCUGGUAGUAUUCUCAGACUCCUCAUUUGAAUAUGCCAAUGGCUAUUGGAUCCCUUUGUCCUGUUGUUACAGUAAUUGUAAUGUAAUCACCAGUAUAUGAUGGUCUAGUAUUUAUCUCCAUAUUUCUAGUUAUGUCUUAAUGUAAAUAAAUAAUCAUGUUAUAAAGAUUGCCUUAGUUCUUUCCACUGCUUUGAAGUGGAUUUUCUGGCUUCUGUGGCCCAUUUGUUACCAGUAUAUUUUCACAUGUAGCUGCUUCUGUGCUCAAAAUCAAAAUCAUUGAAGCUGCUGAAUCCUCCGGGAAGUAAAACCUGGCAGGGAGUUAAUUGCCCAGCCUCUGUCUCUAAAUGAACAGUUCACCCUAAACCGAGGAUGGGCAUUCUACUUUAUCACAAGGACAACCAUUGACAUUCUGGUGUAACAGGAAUCACUGUCCUAGUUUAUUGCAUUGCUAAGAGAAAUCAGUGACCUAGAUUCCACCUGCAAUCAUUUUGCUGCUUCCAGAGAGGUAGUGUCUCGAGGGGCCAAAUUUUCCCCUCAACACUUGCUUUACACAGUCUUGUCUGCCUUAUGAGCUCCCCCUGCCCUUCAAAUACAAAAGCUCUUGAGGAACAGACACGUUCAAAGAUAUCAUGCCAGGGGUUGAAGUAUAUUUAGCGCCUCCAUUUGGAAGUUAUUUUUCCUUUUUUUCGAUGGCUCAUUUAGUCGAAGGCUAAAUCUUGACCAGCAGUGAGUUAUCCGGGAGUUUCGCAAAUCGCCCGAAACUCCUCGAUCCGCGAAACUCUAACGCGAACGCCUGUCUC